This is a messenger RNA of Mytilus californianus (California mussel), 1087 nucleotides long. RefSeq lists its product as uncharacterized. The record is from RefSeq and is a predicted model, not a curated record. Lineage: Eukaryota; Metazoa; Mollusca; Bivalvia; Mytilida; Mytilidae. The coding region runs from base 159 to 995 and encodes 278 amino acids. The transcript has 7 exons.
AAGCAUAUAUAAAUAAAAUUCGAGACCGAUUAAACGUCCAAUAGUUUAAACAGCUCCUUAAUCAUGUAGAAUAUACUCGGAAUUGUUGACAUAAUUCAGCUGAAUAUAUGGUUGAUGCUAUUUUUAUGGACCUUGAACGUAAAUAGAACUUUAUUUUGAUGUUCAACGCAAUGAUGCUUAUCUUAACGAUAUGGUUGUUGCCUUGGUUGAUAGCAGGAAAUAUCAAAUGGACUUUACAAGGAAAUCCGGCAAUAUUUGGGACUAAUAUUCAUUUGAUUUGUCAUUUGCCGAUGGAUGCAUGUUGCAACGAUUAUAGAAAAUGGAAUGCUGGGAACCAGUACAAUCUUAUAAUAAUAAAUGGCUUGUCGUACAAUUCAUCAAAAUAUAUAGAAGAAUUAAAAGAAAAAGACAAAGUUUCUGUUUUGACAAUACUUUCUUUUAGCGAAGAGGACAUAGGUAUACCAUAUGAAUGUGUGUACGGUUUCCAAAAGUAUCGAUCUGUACUUGAACUGUCGGAAGAUAUAUUUGAAUUUCAUCCUACAGAAAAACUACCGGUAAUACCAACAGUGAGAGGAUACAAUUUAAGCUUUGAUAUUCAGUUCAUAAAGGUGUUUCCAAUACCUUUCUGUCAAGCGGUAUUAGGAAUGCAAAACGUAUCAUCUUUUUUAUUUGUUAAUGUAAAGAGAAAUGAUUUAUUUUACGAGUUAUCUCUGAAAUUUAAAUACUCAAGUUCGGGUACGACAUGUAAAGAUUCACUAACGGUCGUGUGUACAGUAGGAAAAACAGUAUUUACAGUGGUUAAUUACAAAGCUUGCCAUUCGCCUGAUGCUAAAGAUAUAAGUUGGAUGGCUUUAGAUGUGAUUUUAAAUGUUGUAGCAGUGGCUAUGAUAUUCGUAGCCAUAUACUUUGUGUGGAUAGCUACAAGAAAUCGACCCGGAGGUAUUCUGGAGCAGCUGAGAGAAGACAACGAGGUACUACAGACUUUAGCGUCUUGAAGACAGAAUAAUAUAAACAAAUGUGCAUCUUUUUUUAUCCUACUUUUUUCUGUUAUUGCCCGAAUUAAUUCUCGAAUAAAAUGUUGGUUUAA